Molecule: messenger RNA, 2499 nt
Organism: Plasmodium fragile
Lineage: Eukaryota; Apicomplexa; Aconoidasida; Haemosporida; Plasmodiidae
Exons: 1
Coding region: 1-2499 (832 amino acids)
Cellular component (GO): cytoplasm
Molecular function (GO): 3'-5'-RNA exonuclease activity; RNA binding
Source: RefSeq, a predicted model, not a curated record
AUGAAUUAUUUCUUUAAAAAUUUCGUGUUAAAAGACAAGAAUACAAUCGUGAAAUGUGGCAUGUUAAAAAGAAGGUACUCCAAGAUAACAAGUGUUAAUGUGAAUAACUGGAAUGAUAUUCACAAGGAGAUAAUCCAUAAAAUUCAUGAGAGCGAUUUCGUUUCUAUUGACGUGGAGUACACAGGGCUGCAUCUAAAGGAUGAGAGGUACAUAUCUAUUGAUUCCAGUUAUGAAGCCCAUUGUUAUGGAGCCAAAUCUUUUUUCCCAUGCCAAAUUGGUAUCACCGUAGCUAGGAAAAAUGACACAAAGAAGAAGGAGAAAAGCGUUGCAGACGGAGGAGUUGAAAACGAAAAGGCAGAGCUGCGAAAAAUGAAUUUACACAAUAUUAAAGUGUCAAGACAUGAGAAUGAAAAAGUAGACCAAAGGGACUACUUAAAGUGUGACCAAGAGUGGGACAUAUCACCAUACUGCAUUUAUGUUUUUCCAAAGGAAAAUAAGUACUUCAGUGUAUCUACAACUACUCUUAUUUUCUUAAAGGAAAAUAAUUUCGAUUUUAACGAAUGGAUUUGUAAUGGUGUUGGUUAUUUAACGCCACCUGAGGAGGAAGAAAAAAAAAAAAAUAUCUUUGAAAAAAUCGACGAGCUAAAAAAUUUGAUGAAUAAAUGUAACACGAAAACGGGAGAUGUCAGAGAGAAGGACUUGGAUGACAGCAAAAAAAAAGUCGAUGUAGAGAAAAUUAUUCAAGAAAUAGAAAAUUAUAAAAUUGUGGACGACGAGGAUAAGGAAGCCGUUAUUGAGAUAAUAAAGAAGAUUGGUGUUUGGCUGGCUCGCGGGGAUGUGGCCCAUCCUGUGGAGAGGUUCAAUAACGGAGAGGAGGUUAAAACAAGUUCGGUGCAGAAGGAUAAGUGUUCAGAUGGGCGAUCAUUACACCAGUCGGAAGGUGUGGGGGAGCCCCAUUCGCAUCAUAUGAGUGCAACUUUUCAAGGAAGUGGAAGCAAAGGGGAGAAUUACAACAGCGUGUACACGAAUUACCCCUAUGGAUGUGGAGGGCAUGAAGAAAAAAGUGUCACGUUCAAGGGAAAUAUUCCCGGUUUGCCAAAAUCUCAAAGUAAUAACCAUGUUGCUUCUACUCCGAUAAACAGUGGUGGUAUCCCAUUGGACUCUAAGCAUGCAGACAUCUCUGUCGAUGGUGAUAACCAGACAGGGGAAGUAGGAAGGAUGGACUUGCCACCCCGAGCAAACACAAACAAUGAUCCAUCGGAUUGUCCCCUAUACAUAGAAAUAGAAAACCCGUAUCUGAGAUUACUUGCACAUACAUUAAUAACGAAAUAUUUCAGCGGCAUUUUCUGUAUAUCUGUCAAGGUGAAUGAUAAGAAGCAUUUAGCCAUCUAUCGGACGGAGAAGGAUUCGUACAAGGAACAAAUUAGGGCAUUGCAAUUCGAGAUAGAGAAAAUAAACCAAACAGUUGGAGUGAGAUUACUAUUUGAUGAAAUUAUAAAAAAUAAAAAAAUAAUCAUCGGACAUAAUUGCUUUUAUGACAUCCUGCACAUAUAUCAGACGUUUUAUCAUGAGUUGCCAAAUUCGAUUAGUGUCUUUAAGAAUAAAUGGACAGAAAUAUUUCCAUACACAUUUGAUACAAAGUACUUGAACGAAACGAAUGAAUAUUUAUAUGCACUGAAUGGCCCUGCAACCUUGAAGGGGUUAUGUGAGUACAUGGCUUCCCUAAUUUCAGCCAGCAACGAUUUCGAUUUUGUUUUUAAUUUUACGAAUGGUCAUUCGGACCUCCCUCAAUGUUUUGUCCAUCUUGUAAAGGUUGGAGAUCAGCCAAAUGAUGCAGCAUGUAAUGUUCUUGACACCACAGCGAAGGACACUUCUAUGGAUGGAAAAAAAGAGGUAAUGAAUGACACAGAUAAUGACUAUCGUAACAGUUCGGAUAGCAAAAAGGAUAAUAUGUAUCAAAAUGGAACAGAAUUAGUGUCUCCCCAAGGAAGAAGCCACGAGUGUCAUGUAAAUGCCAAAACGAGUGAUGAACAUAAUGCUGGUUAUGAUAGCCUCCUAACAUGCCUGCUUUUCAUAUUUCAGUGUCACUACAUUUUGAGAAAAAAUAAUAUGAUGUGGAAAAAUAUUUAUUUUAGUAAAACAAAAAGGACAGACGAAUGUGCGAAAUCAUUUUUUGAUAUUUUUUUAAAUAUGUGUAAUAAAAUAAAGAUUGUAAAAACGCAGCCGAAUGUGGUAUCGCUAACUAGUGCAGAAAACUACGAAAUGGCAAGACAUUUUUAUAUGUAUGAUUAUCCGAGCUAUUUUAAAAAAUGGGAGAUUAUGAAAAUUUGGUCGCCCAUUUGGAUUUCUCUAAGUAAGGUAGAUGAUCAAUCCUGCUGGAUAAUUGCCAAAAGUGACGACGACGCCAAAAAUAUUAAGAUGAUAUAUAAGAUGCUGCAGAACCCGCAGUUUAAGUUGUGCACCUAUGAGGAGUACAUAAACAAGUUUAAGUCCAAAUAG